This is a messenger RNA of Coprinopsis cinerea okayama7#130, 2067 nucleotides long. RefSeq lists its product as hypothetical. The transcript has 9 exons. Gene Ontology annotation, biological process: transmembrane transport. NCBI's taxonomy places the organism in Eukaryota, Fungi, Basidiomycota, Agaricomycetes, Agaricales, Psathyrellaceae. The coding region runs from base 1 to 2067 and encodes 688 amino acids. The record is from RefSeq and is a predicted model, not a curated record. Gene Ontology annotation, molecular function: ATP binding; ATP hydrolysis activity; ATPase-coupled transmembrane transporter activity.
AUGUCGGUUGACAGGACGCAUUCAUCUGGGUCAAGUACCCUCCAGCGCUCGAUCUCUCAGUCAAGCUCUUCCAGCUCCGGAUCCCUUCAGCGGCUGAAGUGGGGCAUCUUCGACGUCGUCUAUGAACGACCACCAUUUUUGGCUGGAAUUCGGACCUGGUUCAGGACCUACAAUCGCAACGACAUCUCCGACGCCUUUCUCUCGGGCUUUCGGCUGGUUCUUCUACUUCUGCAACUGAACUUCUCUGUGGCUUGUCGCUACUUUUUCUGCGCGGUUUGGAUGUCUAUUGCGCCUGGCAUCUCCCUCCUUCUCGCUCAUUCUGUUUUGAAUAUGAUCGCGAGCGAAAUAUCCUACGACAAUUUGAAGAUCGAUGACACUGCGCAACAGAAAUUGUCGCUCAUGAUUACAUUGUGGCUGUCGUCGGCUUUCCUCACCUCUUACUGCUCACAAGACUCGGAGGAAUGCAAGGAGCUUCUCGGGGGACACCUGCGUGCCUACUUUCUCCCCCGACUGGUCGAUGCGCGUUUGAAGCACAUAUCUAUGCCAACGGGUGGAGGGGAACCUGAGAGCAUGCAGUCAUUUCCCAACCCUUGGUCGUUCGGCGAUGAGGUGCCAGGUUGGCCCAUUGUCGAACGGCUUUCCUCCAGAAUCAGCGAUGCCUUGACGCUUCUUUCCGAGCUAUUCGCCUUUGGUGUGAUCAUCACGAAAAGUCCAAAGAACGAUGCCGAUGUGUUCGGGUUUCUUGGAUUUCUCGCUGUUUUUGUGAUGGUUUUCACCCCUUCAAAUGGGGCCGGAGGGGCCGGGUAUACAUUUUGGACGAAUAACCCCCAUUAUCAGCGGCUUCUAUCCCUUUACUCCAUCAUCUUUGACGAUCAGUACAAGGAGCAGAUUGUCAAGGAUGGGUUGAUGGACUAUCUUUCGAGCGAAUACAAGUCUACUUCCACUGCUCUGGGAGCCGUAAAGUGCAAUACGCUGGCGUUAGCCUGUUAUCUUCCCCCAGCGUGGUACUGGCGUGCGAUUCAAACGCUCGUUCUCGAGUACCCUAUGGUUCUGUACGCACUACUCAUCCGCCAGUCAUUCACAACACAAUCAGUUGUGACGAUAGCAACUCUCCAAUACGCGAUCCACCUCCUUGCCAAAUCGGCGAUUGGUUCAAAGGCUCGCGAGUCGGAGUCAGUAAUGGAUGUUCUGAAGAGUGCGCAGGAGCUCUUGGACUGGGUGAGCGAAAGGAAAGAGGCUUCACCGGAUAGCGAUUGGAACGGGAUACGCGAAUAUCACGCCCCUAUCGUAUCGAGGGGGGCGCCCACACAGAGUGGCAUGGGAAUCAAAAUGAGGAGCAUUUCGUUUCAUUACCCAGGAAUGGAUGUGCCAACCAUCAAGAGCACCAGUUUCCAUGUAAAUCCCGGGGAAUUUGUCCUCGUGGUGGGAGGCUCGGGUAGCGGAAAGUCUACUUUGCUGAAGCUCGUCGCUGGGAUCCUUCGACCUCAGCGGGGAACCGUGAAGGUUGAUGGAAGGCACGAUUGGCCGAUGGAGCCUUUCCCCCCGCGCGAACGCGUCGCCUUCCUUUCCCAGAACGAGCCGAUUUAUCCUCUGUCUUUACUGGAAAAUCUGGUCAUCGGACUGGGCGGCCGGGAUAAGAUGAAUCUCGUCGAGCGUUCGGUCGCUGCUGCAAUGAAAGCCACGGGAUGUGACCACUUGUUGAAGAGGAUGAGCAUGGAGACCAUCUUGUCUCCGUGUCAGGUUGCUGGACGAAGCAUUCAGGGAUGUGGGAAUGGCCACAUUGGAAGGAAGGCCAUCGACGAGUGGAGGAAACACGAUGCGUCUAGCUUCUCUCAAGACAUUACUCCUGAGGAUCGACAGAGACUGAUUGCCGCCCGUUACCUCGUAAGGAUGCAGCACCUGCCGACCGUGGAUCUCGUUGUCCUUGAUGAGCCUGGCUCAUGUAUGGACCCUCUUUCUGAGCGGGAGCUCAUCCGACACUUCAUCGAUCAGCGUAAAGGACAUACAGUCAUCGUUGUUACUCGUGCAUUUGCACAUUUUGCGCGACAAGCUGAUCGAAUCCUGUAA